CCAGAGAGCGAGGCGGGAGGGCUAAGAGGAGAACCAGAGAGUGACGAGUUCCCGGGUGGGAAGGAGAAUCGAGGUUCGGCUCGGGCGGAGACGAGAAGCAGCGCUCGGGUUCGCGAGGACGGCGGCCGGCGCGGGCGGGCGCGGCCUUUGUCUCCUCCUCCCGCGCGCUCGGCGGCUGCACCUGCCCCAUGAGCCCGCGGCCCCCCGGCGCCUGGGCCGCCUGCAGCCUGUGACCUGACUUGUCCUCGCCAUGGCCGAGGUCCCCUCAAGCGCUGGGGGCACGUCCCUGGAGGGCGAGCGUGGCAAGAGGCCCCCGCCGGAGGGCGAGCCUGCAGCCCCGGCGUCCGGAGUUCUGGAUAAGCUUUUCGGGAAGCGGCUCCUGCAGGCAGGUCGCUACCUGGUGUCCCACAAGGCGUGGAUGAAGACGGUGCCCACAGAGAACUGCGACGUGCUGAUGACCUUCCCAGACACGACCGAUGACCACACGCUGCUAUGGCUGCUGAACCACAUCCGCGUGGGCAUUCCGGAGCUCAUCGUGCAAGUCCGCCACCACCGCCACACGCGUGCCUAUGCCUUCUUUGUCACCGCCACGUAUGAGAGCCUACUCCGGGGCGCCGACGAGCUGGGUCUGCGCAAGGCCGUGAAGGCUGAGUUCGGCGGGGGCACCCGUGGCUUCUCCUGUGAGGAGGACUUCAUCUACGAGAAUGUGGAGAGCGAGCUGCGCUUCUUCACCUCCCAGGAGCGCCAGAGCAUCAUCCGCUUCUGGCUGCAGAACCUGCGUGCCAAGCAGGGCGAGGCACUGCACAACGUGCGCUUCCUGGAGGACCAGCCAAUCAUCCCUGAGCUGGCGGCCCGUGGGAUCAUCCAGCAGGUGUUCCCAGUCCAUGAGCAGCGCAUCCUAAACCGCCUCAUGAAGUCAUGGGUGCAAGCUGUGUGUGAAAACCAGCCUCUAGAUGACAUCUGCGACUACUUUGGUGUGAAGAUUGCCAUGUACUUCGCCUGGCUGGGCUUCUACACGUCAGCAAUGGUAUACCCGGCUGUCUUUGGCUCUGUCCUGUACACAUUCACAGAAGCCGAUCAGACAAGCCGGGAUGUGUCCUGUGUGGUCUUUGCUCUCUUCAAUGUGAUCUGGUCAACGCUGUUCUUAGAGGAGUGGAAACGGAGGGGGGCAGAGCUGGCCUACAAGUGGGGGACACUAGACACACCCGGGGAAGCCAUGGAGGAGCCACGCCCCCAAUUCAGGGGGGUGCGACGCAUCAGCCCCGUGACACAGGCCGAGGAGUUCUACUACCCGCCCUGGAAACGGCUGCUCUUCCAGCUGCUUGUGAGCCUCCCCCUGUGCCUGACGUGCCUCGUCUGUGUCUUCCUGCUCAUGCUUGGCUGCUUCCAGCUGCAGGAGCUGGUGCUGAGCGUGAAGGGGCUGCCCCGUCUUGCCCGCUUCCUGCCCAAGGUGGUGCUGGCCCUGCUGGUCAGCGUGAGUGCCGAGGGCUACAAGAAGCUCGCCAUCUGGCUCAACGACAUGGAGAAUUACCGGCUGGAGAGUGCCUAUGAGAAACAUCUCAUCAUCAAGGUCGUCUUGUUCCAGUUCGUCAACUCAUACCUGAGUCUCUUCUACAUUGGCUUCUACCUCAAGGACAUGGAUCGCCUGAAAGAGAUGCUGGCCACAUUGCUGAUUACCCGCCAGUUCCUGCAGAACAUGCGUGAGGUCCUGCAGCCACAUCUGUACCGGGGGCUGGGCCGUGGCGAGCUCAGCCUGCGGGCCUUCGGGGAGCUGGCUCGUGCCGUGCUUGGCCUGCUGAGCCUCCGGCGCCCUGCGCCCCAACGACUUGAACCCCAGGCUGAUGAGUGUGUUGGCAGUGGCAGUGGGGGGGGCCGCAGGUGUCUUAGCGGGGGCUGCGGGGCACCUGAGGAGGAGGAGGAGGUGACGGUGGAGCGGCGGCCUGCAGGGGAAGGCGGGGAGGUGGGGGACGGGCCUCGGGGGGGUGAGGAGGAGGACGAGGAGGAGGAGGAGGACGAGGAGGAGGAGGAUGAGGAGGAGGGUGAGGAAGGCAGCCUCCUGGACUGUGGGCUCCGGCUAAAGAAGGUCAGCUUCGCCGAGCGGGGGGCCAGGCGGCAUCUGCCGAGCCCAAGCCCAGAGGCCCUCUUGGAGGAGGGGAGCCCCACCAUGGUGGAGAAAGGGCUGGAACCAGGCAUGUUCACCUUGGCCGAGGAAGACGAUGAGGCAGAGGGGGCUCCCCGCAGCCCUGAGCAGGAGCCCCCAGCCAUCCUGCUCCGCCGGGCCGGGGGUGAGGGCCGAGACCAGGGGCCUGAUGGGGGCCCGGACCCAGAGCCCAGCUCCAGCGACUCAGCCCAGAGGCAGAGGCGGCAAAACCGGUCAUCUUGGAUUGACCCUCCUGAAGAGGCACACUCGCCCCAGCUCACCCAGGCGGAGGUGGAGAGCUGUAUGAAGAAGUACGAGGACACGUUCCAGGACUACCAGGAGAUGUUUGUGCAGUUCGGCUACGUUGUGCUGUUCUCAUCUGCCUUCCCCCUGGCUGCACUGUGUGCCCUGGUUAACAACCUCAUCGAGAUCCGCAGCGAUGCCUUCAAGCUGUGCACGGGGCUGCAGCGGCCCUUCGGCCAGCGCGUUGAGAGCAUUGGCCAGUGGCAGAAGGUGAUGGAAGCCAUGGGCGUCCUGGCGAUCGUGGUCAACUGCUACCUAAUUGGCCAGUGUGGGCAGCUACAGCGCCUCUUCCCUUGGCUGAGCCCAGAGGCAGCCAUCGUGUCCGUGGUGGUGCUUGAGCACUUCGCUCUGCUUCUCAAGUACCUCAUCCACGUGGCCAUCCCUGACAUCCCGGGCUGGGUGGCCGAGGAGAUGGCCAAGCUGGAGUACCAGCGCCGAGAGGCCUUCAAGAGACACGAGCGCCAGGCCCAGCACCGCUACCAGCAGCAGCAGCGGCGGCGGCGGGAGGAGGAGGAACGCCAGCGCCACGCAGAGCACCACGCCCGGAGGGAGCGUGACGCCAGCGGCCGGGAGGAGACUCGGGCCGAGAGCUCCGGGCAGGACCCCGCUGCGUCCGAGAAGGCCUCUGCCAAGGCCAAGGGCAGCGGGACGGGCAGCCACGGGACCGAGCGGCCCAAGCGCCCAGGCUCCCUGCUGGCGCCCAACAACGUCAUGAAGCUGAAGCAGAUCAUCCCACUGCAGAGCAAGUUCUUGUCGUCGGGCACUGCGCCCUCACCGGCCGCCAUGGGGACCGGCCCCUCCACCCGGCCACCCCCCGCCCAGUCGCCCACAGGCAGUGACACCCGCCUGCCAGCCUUCCUCAGUUUCAAGUUCCUCAAGUCACCUGAGACCCGGCGGGACCCCGAACGCAGCCACUCGCCGCCCAAGGCCUUCCAUGCUGGCAAGCUCUUCCCCUUCGGUGGGGCCCGAGCUGAUGCCGGGUCCAACGGGGCAGGAGGGCAGGCCCGAGCGGACGGGGCCCCUGGCGGUGGCAGCAGCCGACCCCAGAGGAGUGGGCCAGCAGACGAAGCCUCAGCUGAGGAGCUGGAAGCCCCCCGGCCUGAAGAGGAAGGCUCAGGGACAGCGCUGGCCCCCGUGGGCACCCCUGCCCUCCGCAAUCGCAGCAGCAGGAGCCCCGCACCACCACCGCCAAGACCACUGCCCCAGCCCCCGACGCCACCCGCCGGCUGCUGGCAGUGGGACGGGCCAUGGGGCUGCGCGGGCGAGAGCAUCGCCCCCCGCCAGACCCCACUCACCGCUGAGUGCCCUCCUUGUGUCCUCGCCGGGCCCCCGCCUGCCCCUCAGCCCCUGCCAGGGGAUACCAGCUUCUACAGCCUCCCACCCCCACCGCUGCUGCCCACCUCAGAGCCCGCCGAGUCCCCGGUGCCUCCACCCAGCCCCAGCCCCAGCCCGCAGGCCGUGUGCUGGCCCAGUGGCCGGCAUUAGUGCCGCCUGCCCCGCCUCUGUUCUCUCAUAUGCAAUAUCAGUCCUUAUGGGGGUGGUCAGCCAGGACGUGCGCCUCAGCCCCCCAUGGCCCCCAGCGUUGGCCACCCCUUCUAGGGCGGGCCCCCCAUCUGCCGUUUUCCUUUUGACCAAGACGGGGGACACAAAGGAAACCUGAAAAACCAACAGACAACACACACCCAGAAGAGGCGAUUAUUUAUUUGUUUUUAAUUUAUUUUGUCAUAUUUUUGUAAAACGGCAGAAAUGCAAUAAAAAGUAUAUUUCA
Messenger RNA from Cynocephalus volans (Philippine flying lemur), 4211 nucleotides. It is a transcript of the gene ANO8, whose product is annotated as anoctamin 8. Lineage: Eukaryota; Metazoa; Chordata; Mammalia; Dermoptera; Cynocephalidae. The transcript is spliced from 18 exons. The coding region runs from base 251 to 3928 and encodes 1225 amino acids. The record is from RefSeq and is a predicted model, not a curated record.